AUGGCUUCCUUGUCCAACUUUGUCGACUUCUCCCAGCCGUCCCUCCAAUGGGCCGCGCUGUCAAUCGCCUUUAACCCUAUCUUCUGGAACAUUGUCGCCCGUGCUGAGUAUCGGAGUCACUUCUUGACUCGUAUAUUCGGUAAUGCCUACUACGGCUGCUACUUCCUCGCCGUCACCAUCUUCAGUCUGGGAAUCCUGCGAGAUCAUGUCUACCAAGUGGCCCUGGAAGACCAACCUUACUAUGCCCCUGUGCACCAACCCGUCCUCGGCGGCCUUCUCUUCGCCUUCGGCUCCGUCCUCGUCCUAUCCAGCAUGUAUGCCCUCGGUGUCACCGGCACCUACCUUGGCGACUACUUCGGUAUCCUGAUGGAUGCGCCUGUCACCGGCUUCCCCUUCAACGUCACUGGUUCCCCCAUGUACUGGGGCAGUACUCUGAACUUCUUGGGCGUUGCUCUCUACAAGGGCAAGGUGGCGGGCGUCUUCCUGACGGCCGAGGUCUUCAUCCUGUACUGGUUCGCUCUCCAGUGGGAGGAUCCCUUCACGGCGGAAAUCUACGCCAAGCGGGAACGCGAGCGUGCCAAAUCCAAGCGCGGCGGCAAGAGCUUGUAA
This is a messenger RNA of Aspergillus luchuensis, 609 nucleotides long. It is a transcript of the gene OPI3, whose product is annotated as bifunctional phosphatidyl-N-methylethanolamine N-methyltransferase/phosphatidyl-N-dimethylethanolamine N-methyltransferase. The record is from RefSeq and is a predicted model, not a curated record. The coding region runs from base 1 to 609 and encodes 202 amino acids. Gene Ontology annotation, biological process: phosphatidylcholine biosynthetic process. The transcript has 5 exons. Gene Ontology annotation, molecular function: S-adenosylmethionine-dependent methyltransferase activity. NCBI's taxonomy places the organism in Eukaryota, Fungi, Ascomycota, Eurotiomycetes, Eurotiales, Aspergillaceae.